AUGCAAUUCAUUCAAUCAGAUUGUGAGGAUAUCAAUGCACUUGAAACACGAGCAAAGGCGUUGGCGAGUUGUGCUCAAUCAGAGUUGGCUUUACGUGAUGCAUUGGAAAUCAUUCAGCUAGCACCUUCAUCAUCCGCUGGUCAUUCCCUUGCUGGUUGGAUUCAUACCCAAUUUGGUCAACAUGAAACAGCUCUUCAAUGUUAUAAUGGUGCUUUACGAGUGGAAGACGACGCGAUGAAAUGGAAAGAGAUAGAUGAAUGCCGAAGACACAACGCCCAACAGCUCUUGAAGCGAAUCGACUUUGUCAGCAGCCUUCCUUUCGAGUUGCUCUCAUUCAUCCUGCCAGAUACCUUGAAGAUUCUCUCCAUUGGUGAUCUCUCCUACUUGCACGUAUGCACAACAUGGCGACAACGUGUAUUGCAAUCCACUCAACUUCGAUGGAUCCGCCCUCAAGUAUUAUCAUCUCAUGCCAUGCAUCUACUUCACGCAUACGCUCCAUUCAUUCAACAUCUUCGAUUACUAUGCCCUGUAUUCUAUCCGCUAGCUGUUCGACCUGGGACAUGUUUUACCUCUUUACGAUCGCUGAGUAUUGACCUGGAUUCGAAGGGUAGCACAACAGCAUUGCUUACGCUGUUUCCGAUGAUUGGGAAGACAUUGAAAGAACUUCGUUUAUGGAUCAACUAUCGCAUUCGAGAUGAAUGGAUUCGAUUCGAUGACAUCCUCCACCAUUUCCCCAACAUUGAGGUUUUCUCAAGUCGCAACGUGCACCUUUCACCUUUAUGUCAGACAUAUGCCAAUAUCAGUGGCCUCAUUAUCACGACUAUUUACAACCCUCUUAACGAACACGAGAUCAUCGCCUUGUUGAAACAACUACCAGCGUUGCAGGAAUUAAAGCUACCACGCUGCCAAAGCUCCCGCCCACUUGCUCUCAUUCACCAAUAUUGCCCUUCCCUUUGUUCACUUGGAUACAGCAUGACAGAGGAUUCUUCAAUGAGAUACAUUGCCGACAGGGUUAUCAAUGGCAAUGGGUUCCAUACCUUGGGGAUUAAGGCUGAAAGAGGUUUCCAAAUCCAUGACUUGGCUGCCGCAUUGACCGCAUAUUCAAAUACAUUGGUGUACAUGUCCCUGGUGGGGGUAGCGACUUCUCAAGGCAACAUCAUGAAUUUGGAUCCGAAUGUACGAUUCCCACGCCUCCGGGUUAUUUGGUUUGAUCUUGCCGCUGGUGAAGAAGGAAAGGAGUUACUACAAUGGAUCCUCAAGGAUGCACCAAACCUACGAAAGAUCGACAGGAUCCCUUACAAUAUCGAUCAUCCACAUGUUUAUGAAUCUAUGAAGGAGAUGCAGCAUCUCGGCUUUCUUGACUUUGCGUUACCAUCACCAACCUUGGUUCGCGUGCUAGAGUAUCAUGCAGCUUUGGGCCCACAGUCGACUUUACAUACACUGAAAAUCAAUUCCAUCGGCGAUCGUUGUGCACGUGCAUUGGAUGCCAUUUCUCGCAUGUCUACAUUGUUGAUCAUUCAUUUACAUCUUGGUGGUGCUACCCUGGGACAAGAGUUUGUUGCUAUUAUUGAGAAUCUCUUUAACGGAUGCCAGUGGUUGCAAGAGAUGGAACUAAGUUGUGACAAUGAAUUACCGCAUGAUAUUAUCCACAAGUUUCCUAUUUGCGACUGCCUUGAGACCCUCCUAUUACGCACGCCAAAUGAUUGGGGCGAAUGUCUGCUCGACCUAUUAGAUUGCGAGUCAUUGAUAUUCGUUGAUAUCCCUACCGAUAAUCUUCCUAUUGCAGUUGAAGAAGCUUUGAGUCAUUUACUUGAUGAUUGA
Molecule: messenger RNA, 1821 nt
Organism: Lichtheimia ornata
Lineage: Eukaryota; Fungi; Mucoromycota; Mucoromycetes; Mucorales; Lichtheimiaceae
Exons: 2
Coding region: 1-1821 (606 amino acids)
Molecular function (GO): protein binding
Source: RefSeq, a predicted model, not a curated record